CUUUGAUUGCCGAGGUUUUCUGACAGAUUUUCGCGUUGCUUGGAGUACAUUGAACCAUGAAUCAUAAAGGACUUCAGCACUCUUUCAUUCUUUAUGUGAUGUGGGUGUUCCUACAAAGCGCGACAUGUAAAUCCAUUUGCUCCGUGGGUUUUCUUAAGAAAACACAGUUCAAUGAAACUAGAGGGAGCUUUUCUAGCCCAAACUACCCGAGCACCUACCCUGACAACACGACCCAUACUUGGGACAUCACCAUGGCAACAGGUGUUCGUAUUCAGCUGUACAUUUUCAUUGACGAGGUUCAGGAGCGAAGACAAGGAAACCAAACUGAUUGCCAGGAUUCUAUAGAAAUCCAAGACGAAGGUAGAGAAAACACGCUGGUAAUGAGGACGUGUGGGAAGCAGAAAGUUUCAUCUUUUUUGUCGCGAGGUGCCAACUUGGUUAUUCAGUUUUCUUCUGAUUGCUCUGUGGGGUUCAAAGGAUUCAGAGCUGUGUUUUCAGCCUUUAAAGACAUAUGUCCCGAAGGCUGGUUUUACUACGAUUAUUCGUGCUACAAGCUAUUCAAAAGCAAGACAACCUGGUAUAACGCUCGUGAAGCAUGCCGGGAAAUGAAUGGUGACCUGGCAAGCAUAUCUAAUGCUGACGAACAACAGCUCAUUUCCGGUAUGACGUCGUGGAAUGGCAAGGAGCACUAUUGGAUUGGACUUCAUGACGUUGAAAGAGAGGGCGAGUAUAACUGGAGCGAUGGAAGAUUGCUUAAAUACGAGAACUGGAAAACCUUGGAGCCAAAUGAUGACCAUGGAGGGGAGGACUGCGUUGAAAUUGCUUCAAAAGAUCCAAAAUGGAACGACGAUGACUGCCAGAAACAUUAUGGUUUUAUCUGUAAGACGUCGAGAGCUCCGACUGUGAACGAAAGGGGAUGGCUUGUAAUGAACUUGCUUUGUGCUCUCACACUCUGUACACUGUAUGUUUACUAGAAAGAAUACUGUACGCCAUUGCAACUGUCCCGUACAUUUAGUCUCCUCCAACAACGAACGUCACCUCUUGGGGAUCCUAUGCUGGAUAUUGGAAGAGGGAAGACUGAGAAUAGAGACUUAAGGACAAGAAGCACAUUUUAACUUCCGUUUUCUCUUCUCCUUUCCUCUCCUCUUCAUCCAUCUACUCUCCCCGUUCUUUUCUCUGUACUACGCAGGACCUUAAAGGUAGAAAUGCUCCGAGGCGGCCAGGUUAAUUAGCAUGCACAAGCGAACAUAGAUUUGUAGAUUUUCCUCUCAUCACAGUUGUUAGCCUGUUGCAGGCUAUCCAUUGUAAAUUGCAUGGGUAUAUACAAUUAUAUAUAUGAAUUAUUGCUGUAUCUUCAAAUAUACAUUAAACGAGGUAAUGGGA
This is a messenger RNA of Actinia tenebrosa (Australian red waratah sea anemone), 1383 nucleotides long. RefSeq names its product aggrecan core protein. The record is from RefSeq and is a predicted model, not a curated record. NCBI's taxonomy places the organism in Eukaryota, Metazoa, Cnidaria, Anthozoa, Actiniaria, Actiniidae.